Molecule: messenger RNA, 7687 nt
Organism: Scophthalmus maximus (turbot)
Lineage: Eukaryota; Metazoa; Chordata; Actinopteri; Pleuronectiformes; Scophthalmidae
Product: E3 ubiquitin-protein ligase RNF123
Exons: 40
Coding region: 357-4358 (1333 amino acids)
Cellular component (GO): cytoplasm
Molecular function (GO): protein binding; ubiquitin-protein transferase activity
Source: RefSeq, a predicted model, not a curated record
AAAUUCACAAAAUCUGAAAGAGAUUUUAAUCACCCUAACAACACAACGCUUAUUAUCGGAACAAUUAUAAACAGCUGCUCAAUAUCGUUCUUUGUUGUUGUCACCAACUCUCCUUUAAACCUCAGCGUCAUUGUUGCUUCGCUUUUUUUGUGUGCCAUGAGACCUGUUUUGGACCAGCUGUCGCCCCGUACCGUGAGAGGCGUUGACACAGAGGUCUGUUGUGGUGAUUUCAGUUUUUUCCAGCGGACAACAGGCGGACACAUCUCACCUGUCUGACCGGAGCUCGGACACUGUGACGGGCGACAGCAGGAGCAGCGCCCCGGCUACCUGAAGGUUUUCGCAGCGUGUGGGACAAGAUGAGCUCUAAAGGGGGGGGCACCGCUCUGACCCGUCGGAACUACAGACUGUCUUCGGACACAGACAAACCCAAAGCUACAGGUAUCGUGAAUGAGAAGCUGCUGAGUGACUACCUGCAUCAUGUGUUUCCCUCCACCAAACAGGGACCUGCAGUGGCUUCUCUCAGGAAGCCUCUUGGUUUCCAGGAUCUUGGUUCUCACCUGGAGAGUCUUCUGUCUGAGGGAGAACCCAUAGAGGACAGCAAAGAUCAACCUGUCGAGGGUCGCCUGGGUCCUCAGCCGGUCGUCCUGGAUCACACCAGCGGCUUCGAAGGACUCCUGUUUGUAGACGACGACCUGCUGGGGGUCAUUGGUCACAGUAACUUCAGCUCCAUCAGAGCUACCACAUGUGUUUAUAAAGGGAAGUGGGCGUACGAGGUUCUGAUCUCCUCACAGGGUCUGAUGCAGAUCGGCUGGUGUACACUCAACUGUCGCUUCAACCAGGAGGAGGGUGUGGGCGACACGCCUGAUUCAUAUGCGUACGAUGGGAACAGAGUGAGGAAGUGGAACGUGACAACCACAAACUACGGGAAGUCGUGGGCAGCGGGAGACAUCGUCAGCUGUCUGAUAGACCUGGAUGAGGGAACCAUCACGUUCUGCUUGAACGGACAGUCUCUGGGCACGGCUUUCACCGACAUAAAGACGGGUCCAGGUGUCGCCUACUUUCCCGCCAUCAGUUUAUCUUUUAAAGAGUCGGUGGCGUUUAACUUUGGCAGCAGACCUCUCAGGUACCCUGUGGAAGGUUACCUGCCCCUGCAGAACCCCCCGGCCUCAGAGCUGACGAAAGCUCACAAGCUGCUGGGAUACAUCAAAAAUGUCCUCUGCACAGCCAUCGAUGUUCAGGACGACAGGCUGGUGCAGAAGGACUGUUCAUUGUGGAGGCUUCAUGGAGAGCCGACGAUCCUCAUCACUCUUGCUCACAUCUUCAACCACUUUGCUCCUCUAAUGUGUAAGGUGUACCUGGUGGAGGAUGUGCUGAUGAACUUCUUGUUGGGGAUUCUGGAGGGAGGAGGUUCAGUUGAUGAACAUCCGCUCAUACAACAACUUAUGGAUCUGUUCUGGUUGCUGAUGGAGGACUAUGAAGUGAACGAGUGUCUGAAGCAGCUGAUGAUGUCACUGCUCAGAGCCUAUCGUUUCUCUCCGAUCAUCCCUGACCUGGGCUUCCAGAUCCACUACUUGCGUCUGACCACGGCCAUCCUGCAUCAUGAGAAGUCCAGAAAGUACCUGCUCAACAACGUCCUGUUCGACGUCCUGCGCUCCGUUGUCUUUUUUUACAUCAAGACUCCUCUGAGGGUGAAGGAGGCGGGGCUUGAGGAGCUCAUCCCCACCACCUGGUGGCCCACACACUUUGACAAGGAGGGUAAAGACGAGCGUGAGCCCAAAGAUGAGAGUGCAGACGAGCGUCUGAGGCGUCGAGCGUACGAGCGCGGCUGUCAGAGACUGAAGAAGAGGAUCGAAGUGGUGGAGGAGUUGCAGGUUCAGAUCCUGAGGCUGCUGCUCAAUAACAAAGACAAGUCAACGGGAGAAGCCUCUCGCUAUAUUUUCCUCAAUAAGUUCAGGAAGUUUCUCCAGGAAAACGCCAGCAACAGAGGGCAGCAUCCGACGGCUCUGUGUCCUCCUGAGUACAUGGUGUGUUUCCUGCACCGGCUCAUCACGGCGGUGAGAACCUGCUGGGAUGAAGGCAACAGGAAGAAUCCAGGCAGCGUCAGGAGUGAAGAGGCCUACGUCCCCCCACAGCUCUUCUACAAUGGGAAGGUGGAUUACUUUGACCUCCAGAGACUGGGGGGGCUCCUGUCCCACCUGAAAAAAACGCUCAAAGAUGACCUGGCGAGUAAAGCCAACAUCAUCAUCGACCCUGCAGAGAUUCAGUCCACAUCGAUGGACGACCUGGACGAGGACGAGGAGAGCGGAGCGGCACAGAGGCCGUUUGGUGCUGCAGCGAUGGGCGGCGCUCUGGCGAGGCCAAGCUGGUUGAGUUCUCCCACUUUGGGUCGGGCCAACCGGUUCCUGAGCACGGCGGCUGUCAGUCUGAUGACCCCCAGACGACCCCUCUCUCAGCCUGAGAAAGUGAAGGUUCGCACACUGACUGUGGAGCAGAGGACGGAGGAAGACAUUGAGGGCAGCCAUGGUAAUGACGGCCUGUUGCUGGGGCGACCGCAUGAGGAGCCUGAGCAGCCAGUGGCCGAUAAGUCUUUGCUGGAGAUCGUCGAUGGGAUCGUGAUGAUGUACAACCUGAGUGUCCACCAGCAGCUGGGAAAGAUGGUGGUGGUUGCAGACGAUGUCCACGAAUACGCCGUGGCGCUGAAGGACACUGACGAGAAGAUCGCUCGCUGCCCCGCACGAAGAGCAGAUAUCCUGGAAGAGCUGCAGAAAAGUCAGAAGGUUUUCUCAGAGAAGCUGAACCACCUCAGCAGGAGACUGGCCUGGAUCAACGCCACCAUCUACUCCAAGGAGAAGAUGCUGGACGUGUACUGGUUGCUGUGUGUUUGUAUUCGGACCAUCGAACACGCCGACAACACCAGCUCCUUGUUCGCCUUCGCUCCCGAGUUCUACCUCAAUGUGGCGAUGAACGCCUACAGCGCCCUGAAGAACUACUUCAGCCCCGCCAACAGCAUGGACGAGCUACCAGGUUAUGAAGAGACACUGGCAAAGCUCGCUGCCAUCCUCGCCAAACACUUUGCUGACCCACGCAUCGUUGGAACAGAUAUCAAAGAUUCUCUGAUGCAGGCCUUGGCCAGUUAUGUCUGUUACCCACAAUCCCUCAGGGCAGUGGAGAGGAUCCCAGAGGAGCAACGAGUGGCCAUGAUGAGGAACCUGUUGGCUCCGUAUGAACAGAGACCCUGGGCUCAGACCAACUGGAUACUGGUCAGACUGUGGAGGGGCUGUGGUUUCGGUUACAGAUACACUCGCCUGCCUCACCUCCUCAAAACCAAACCUGAGGACGCCAACCUACCUAGUCUGCAAAAGCCCUGUCCGUCCUUGCUGCUGCAGAGACACAUGGCGGAGCUGCUGAGUAUGGACAAAGACAUGGCCGCCUCGUUCCUCAACAGCGUCCUGAACCAGCUCAACUGGGCCUUCUCGGAGUUCAUCGGCAUGAUCCAGGAGAUCCAGCAGGCGGCUGAGCGUCCAGAGAGAAACUUUGUUGACACUCGUCAGCUGAAGGUGUGUGCGACCUGCUUCGACCUGUCCGUCAGUCUGCUGCGAGUCCUGGAGAUGACCGUCACUCUGGUUCCUGAGAUCUUCCUGGACUGGUCCCGACCCUCAGCAGAGCUGCUGCUCAGACGACUGGCUCAGUUGUUGAACCAGGUGUUGAACAGAGUGACGGCAGAGAAGAACCUGUUUGAUCGUGUUGUCAACCUAAGACUGCCAGGUCUGGAGAGUGUGGACCACUACCCCAUCCUGGUUGCUGUCACAGGGAUCCUGGUUCGGAUUCUUGUGGAUGGAGACAGACAGGGGAUAUCCCGGGCUGCCUCCGUCCUCCUCUCCGACCCUUGUUUCCAGCUUCACUCCAUCCAGCACCUGUUAGGGGAGGGGGUGGAGCCAUCCAGCUCCUCAGCAGGAGCUGCCACCUCCACUGCUCGUCCAGUGGUGGGAUCUUUGGGCUCGUCUGUGGCCCCUCCCAUCCCCUCAGCCGCAGGAAACUCUGGGUCGUCGGAGCGCAAACACUUCUCCCUGCACGCAUACACCGACUACAUCAGCGAGGAGGAAAAACACAAGGUGGAGCUGAUGUUGACGUUCCUCACAGAAGAGUCCAAACAGGCUGCAGCCAGCACAGCUCCGACCUGUGAAGAAGACCUCUGUCCCAUCUGCUACGCUCACUCCAUCUCUGCUGUGUUCAAACCCUGUUCCCACAAGUCCUGCAAAGCCUGUAUCAACCAACAUCUGAUGAACAACAAGGACUGUUUCUUCUGCAAAGCCACAAUCACCGGGGUCGAAGACUACAGCAAGCCAGCCACCUCCUAACACACGCACACGUACCCACACGUACCCACACGUUAGCUGUAAAGAUCAUAAGGUAAAACGACGUAUAAAAAGAAUAAAGAUUGUGUGUAAAGUCUGACAUCUUCCUACUUCAUCACAUCAGUGAACAGAUGUUCAAGGCAAAUCCUCUCAACUUCCUGUUCACUGAACACGAGACGAGCAGGUCGACCUGCAGUGAUGUGAAAGGUUGAGAGAAGAAGACGGAGGCUGGGGAGACGCUCUGUCCUCGUCCGUCUUUGUUUGUUUCUCAGAGACUUGAAUAAACGUAAAUGUUUCAAACUCAACAGUAGAUUCCACGACUAAACGCUUCACGAUUCUUUUCCCUGAACCUGAGUCCCUGUGGAAGUGGAGACCUGAUCAGCCCUGACGCUGAAAGAAAAAUAAUUUUAUUCACCUGUAACAAUGAUAACCAGUCACAGACGAUCACAUUCAUUCAUACCGACACAGACUUUACAAAGAUGAUCUAACAAAUAAUGCAUAAACAAACAGAAUCCCUCAGAUCGCUACAUAUCUAAUAUUAGCAUUAGCAUUAGCUGCUGUUCAAUAACCAACUUCUGCCUCUGGAGGUGAAAAGUAAUGUUACAACCGUUUCUUCUGUUUCUAUCAGUUCUUUGCUUUUACUCAAGUUAGCAUGCUAACCAGCUAGCCGCGGCCCGUCUGGUGCUCAGAGGACGAGUUAUAACCUCAGGUCUUUAAACACAACGUUGGCUGAAGUCAUGUGCAUUCACAACACGCUGCUCAGAAGACCCCCCCCCCCCCCCCCCCCCCCGAGUUAUGAAGUCGUUGUUUUCCGACUUCGGUGUGUUCAUGAGCUUUGAGGUGGGAACGUGGGAAAAACACGGCCACUGUAAACAGAAUGUGUUGUUUUAAUGUGUUAAGAGCAUUUUAACUGAACGUUUCCUCUUUCCAAAUAUUUGCAUAAUAACAAAGAGCAAAUCAGGUUUGACUGGCAUUUCAAUGAUAAUAAUAGUGUUUUUGUAACUAAUGUAGGUCACUAUGUGGACAGAACCAUCACGACUUAAUGUUUGAUUUAAAAUUAAAAAUAUAGAUAUUUGAUAUGUAAAUUAUCUAUGAUAUCCAACAUUUUUGCCGAAUAUCACAGUUAUUGAUCAUAUUCAUAAAUCACAACACCUGACAAAGUGACAAAGUUGUUCACUUGAAAUUCAAACUUUCUAUUCAGAGCAGAGUUUUCCAAUAACACACACACACACACACACACACACACACACACACACACACACACACACACAGUAGGUACGCUCGGCUGUAAAAAACAAGAUGACAGGACUCCCUGUAGUCUGUACAGCAUUGAUAAACACACACACACUCUCACACACACACACACACACAAACACACUGAACCUCCUCAGUAAAAACCUCGACGGAUGACAGCCGCGUCCUUGAGUGUGAGAACUAGCUGUCACAUUAGCACAACAAUUCACCUCUACCUGUCAGUGCAGGUACACUAGACACACGCACACACACAGGAUGGCAUAUGUCUCCUCUGUGGAGGAGCACCAACACAAAGACACACACUCGGGGAACAAAGGAAACCCUCCUGUGGAUAGAUUACUGAAGGCGUCCGCUGGAGACGACCCCUCUGUGUCCACAGAGAGACAAACUGUGUCGGACACUUAACGACCUUUAAGAGACGAACAACCAUGAAAAGACUCAACACCACCGCAAAGUCACGGGAAACUACUACAUACUGACCCCGAUGUUACAUGAUCAGAGACACGGCAGAGUCUGAAGCCACUGUAACUGUAACCUAACAUACUUAAAAUACUCAAUUACUUUACUACACAUUCGGUCUUCAACGUGUCACACACACACACACACACACACACACACACACACACACCUCCACUCAUAAUCUUAGAAUUGUGGCUUUUUAAAGGACCAGUCUGAAAUUUUUACAAAACACAAAAGUUGAAAAGGAAUUGUGAAAAUGUCAGACUGUCCCUUUAAGUAGACACAAAGGACGGAGUUUUGACUAAAACUUAAUUUUUCCUCUGAACAUCGCAUCCUGAUGAACCUCAAUUCAACUUGUGGUGCUGAAGUUUACUGCAAAAUAACGUGUUUUUCUUUUUUCUGGUGAAACGUGUUUUGUUCCUUGUAUUUAGUUAGAUACUGAAUCAGCAGAUUUUUUUUACAAACUGAAGUGAUCACUGAGUCUGAAAUAAAUCAUGUGAUUGUUGUAGGAUGUUGGUCAAACUUUAAAAAACGUAAUGUUUUGUUAUUGAUCCAGGAAUGUGCAUCUUUAUUUCAGCACUCAACCCAAAUUCCCAAAAUAUUUUAACUUCCCUGAAGGUUCAGUUUCUAAUAUUUGUAUUUCUAAACCACGACUUCAUUUCCAGUUGAAAGGUUUUGCUUUUUGUGUUGAAUUAUUUUUGUUUGAAGUUUGAUGUCUCAUUCAUUGGAGUAAAUUCAAAGGAAACUGAAAAAGGGAAAAAAGACAUUGAAAUAAUAAUUUGACAUUGUGAUUUUUGUUUGAAAGGACAAGUUAAUGUUAAAAUCCUUGAAUUGAAAAUGUUCCACUUGAAUUAAAACAAGGACAUUCAAAUAAGAGUUUUAAAUAUUAUUACAUUUUCUUUGAUUUAACAUUUUCGUUUCAGUUCUCCACCCAAAUUUGUCGACUCAUUAUCCAGUUUAUUUUUUCAGUUUCCUCCUGACAGUUCAUUUAUGGUCUGAUUAUCCCGAGAACUAAAAUCAUGUGUAGUAUUUCCCUUCACGUUUUAUUUCUAGGUAUGAUCAGAGUGAAUGUGUUGUAAAUGUGGAAUCGUUCAGAGCUUUGUCAACAUUCGACUCUGUGGCUUCAGUAUUUCUCAGAUUUGCUUCGUUGUUCUCGUUGGAAAUGAGCUUUGAGUUUUUCUUUCACGGUUCCGUUCAAGUUGCAGAGUGAAGCUCUGAUCGGACGAUUCUGCUUCUGUGACGUUUCACUGACGACGAAUCGACUCGACACAAACGUUAGAGUUACAUAAACUCACGGGUUCGACUGAAUGUUUUCUGUUCUUUGUGUGUCACUGAUGUUUGUGUGGUCGUUUUUGUGACGAUGAGUUGUUGUGGUUCUCAUACUGUAUUUAUAGCAUGUUUCUGAGUGAACGUCGGGUUCGAGACGCAGGUUUCCUGCGGCUGCUGAAAGUUUUAAAAGGUUUUCAACUUUCUCUUCAUCCACUCACUUUGAUUCGCGGAUGAGGGACGGCUCAGACGUUUUUAGGAGGAUGGACAAACAUAUUUCUUUCCAUUUCUCCUUUGUGAGUGAGAGUGCACAUAUAUUGACUAUGUAACUGCAUUAAAUUAUUUAUCCUGAA